ACAGUUGUAAAAUUAUGACUGGAAAAAGCAGACUUGGCACAAUUCUUAGGUCCCUAGACUUUAGCAGUCGCAAAGUGGCGCCAUAGCUAAACGGGAGCAAAAAUGAAUUAUCAAAAAUAUAUAUGCAAAGUGAAAUAAAGUAAAUUAAACAAAUAUUAAGCAAAAAAAAAAAAAUCAAGAAAAAAAACAAGCUAACUGCUAAGCUAAGUGAAAUAUUAAAUGUAACAAUUGUUAAUAAAAAACAACAAUUGCAAUAAUCAACAAAAUUAACAAAAGUUUAACAAAAAAUUACAAAAUAAUACAAAAAUUUUACUUUAUUUGUUUUUUUUUUGAGCAAUAAAAAAAUUUAUUAAAAAGCAGCUUUACAUUGGGUGUUUGUAAUACAAUAACGGUAUUUUUCGAGUUACUUAGUUUAUGUGCGAAUUACAAUAAAAACAAUUUGAAAGAGAGUAAAAGUGAGACAAUAUAAAAGAAGAAGAAAAAUAAAAAAAUACCACUGACCUACCCCCUUCCCCCUUUUUGGGAGUAAAAAUUGAGUUUUGUUAUUUUAUUUCUUCUUAGUACACGUAGUAAAGUCAAACGUUUGACAUGUUUUAAUAGAAAUAACGGAUAUUUUGCUCCUUCCAAAAGGAAAAUUGAAAACAGAAGUGUUAUUGUUAUUUAAGGCUGAUGGUUAUUAUUACCGGCGGUUUUUGAAAAAGAAUUAUGAAAUAAAUUCUUAAUACAACAAGGUUUUUGGUAUUUGAAGAAAAAUUUAUUGAAAAUUAACAAAAAUUAAUAAAAUAAAAUAUAGUGUUUUGAAUUAAGUAAAAAAAAAAAUGCAAAUUAAUUUAUUACAUAGAAAUUGAAUGUGCGUUUUAUUAAAAUAAUUGUACGAAUAAAUAUAUUAAAAUUAGUGUUAUCAUCAUUUUUGUUAAAAAAAAAACAAAAACAAAACAAGCUGUAUAUAAAAAAGUGUUUAAUCAAAUGUAAACAAAACAAAAUAAAAAUAAUAAUAACAUGAAUAAAAAUACAAACAAAAGAAAUAAAAUAAAAUAACAAACACGCUGUGUUUUGUUUGGCUUUAAAUUAACAACAAUAUACAAAAUAAUACUAAAUACAAAAACAAAGUUAAAUUUUUAAUAAAUUCCCCAAAAUAUUUACAAAAAAGAAGGAAAAGAUCAAGAAUUGUAUUUACGACGGCAACUAGAAUUCAUCAUAUGCUACAAAUCUGUGGCCAUUUGUAUGAAAUUUUGUAUCCUGUUUGAAACAUUGCGUUUUAUAUUCAAACUAAUGUAAAAAAUGGUGGUUUUUUGCUAUUGGCUGCAUAUUAAGCAACUGUAGAAGGAUGCUUUUCAGACCAGCUCAACAAUCAGUUAAAACACAAAAUACUUGGCAACCAAAUAAGUAAAUCAUCCAACCAACCAAACAACUUAACUGAAACCAAACCGAACUAAACACAACUAAACUGAACUGAACUAAACACAGUAAAGAGUAGAGAGUAUAAACUUAAUAUAAAAUAAGGAAAUUCUUACUACGGAGUAUAUAUUUUAAUAAAAACAAGUGAUUGUUUGCUUUAAAAAAUGAAGACAAACAAAAUAAUAUAAAAAGAAAAUAACAAAAUCUAGAAAAGUAAACACAAAGAAACACAAUAUUUAUUUAUUUGUUAAGAAUAUAAUAAAGUAAAACAAAAAGAAAAGAUUUACAUUACAAAGGCUAAAAACAACUUAACAAUGAUGUACGAAAUUCGUAAUAUUGCACAUUUUUUAUAAGCACAAAAUCCAAUGAAAAUUACUCAGACAUUUAACAACAACAAUAAAAUUCAACAGUAAAACAGUCAAGAGUCAUCAAUUACAAAAGCCACAGGUAAUCUAUAAUGUAAUCACAACAAAUAUUGAUACAACAACUACCAAUAUCAUACCAACAAUAACCAAGUAAGACCACAGCAACUCAAACAAACUGUGUUAAAAGGAGAGAGAAAGGACAUUAACGUUUAUUCAAAUUUAUCAGCUAACAAGAGAAGAAAAGAAAGAGAGAAAAGUACAUUUUUGGUUUAUUUAUUUAAUUAUUGUAACGAAAAGCAAAAAAAGCUCUUCUGUGUUAAAUGACAAGUUCAUGUUGUUGUGGUAAUUUUUGAUUGAUUAUGGCUGAACUUUAUAGAGGUUGAUUGUUUUUAAAUUAGUUUUUGUUGUAUCCCAAACAUUAUUUUUUUGCGUAAAUGUCUAUAAACGAAACAAGUGUGAGAAGAAGAGCUGGUCUCCUCAAAAUAUCCUUGUACUAUUGCUGGUACAUAGAACACAAUGACAGAUGUGUCAACGACACAAACAAACGCACUACAAAGUGCUAAAUCAAUAAAAAAUAACAAUGAAACCUGUCACUCAAUAGCGGAUACAACGUCAGCAACGCCAACAGCAGCAACCGGUUCACUUACCAAUGGUUCUACAACAAAAAUCAAUAAAAUACAAAUACCAGCAAUAACCAAAGACGAACAAUAUUUGGCAGGAGCAACAACAAUAACAACAGCAAGCAACAAAAUGUCAACAGUGGGUAUUAAAAGUCCAACACCCACAAGUCAAUCACCGGCUACAACUCCUAGUCAAACAUUAGUUUCUUAUGAUACAAAUACAUCUGCCUGUUCAACUACUUUAAUCACAACAGCAAAUCAAUCGAAUCAACUUGUUACAAAGCCCGCCUUACAAACCGACAAAGAUUUCGUUUCACCAGAAACUAUAGUCACUGCGUCACCAUCAUCAACACCCUCACCCACAAGAACUUGUGGUGGUGGUGGUAAUAGCAAUAGCAGCAAUAUAAUGGGUACAGCAACAGCAUUGAGUUCACCCAUCAGCUGUUCGAGUCCCUCCAUUAAGAGUGUAACAAAACAACAGCGUGAAGCUUCUGCUCAAGAUGUAGAUGAAGUGGCUCGUUUGUUUGAAGAGAAACCAGAAGCUUUUGAAAAAUGGCUACUUGAGCGUGCACCACCGGAAGCUUUGGCACGUCUUCAUGAAUUUAUCGAAAAUCGCAAGCAACCAUUGAAAAGACCUUCGGUUACGUCUGAUCUAUUUCAACAAUGGAUGUCUUCAUCACCGAUUCAGAAAAAUCGUUCCUUAUCGUCAGCAUCGAGUAGCAGUCAUUCAGUAUUGGACAAUCGUCGUCACUUAAUGGAAUUGGAUGAAGGUGAACUGUUUAUGGAAUUAAUACGUGAUGUUGCCAAUGAAUUGGACAUCGAUGUGUUAUGUCAUAAAAUCCUAGUCAAUGUUGGUCUGCUAACACAUGCAGAUCGUGGCUCAUUGUUCUUGGCAAAAGGACCACCCAACAAUCGAUACUUGGUGGCCAAAUUAUUCGAUGUUACACAAAAGACACGUAAGUUAAUUUGAAAUAAAUACAUACAUACUACGUACCACCUCACAUCUUUUUAUCUUUUAUUUUGCACUACAUAUUGUUUCAAUUUUAAUAGAAUUGCAAAGUGUAUUUCAUUAACUUUUUUGUUUCGUUUACACAAUUGCAUUAUUUAGUAAAAUACAAAAAAAAAGUAUUUCUUUUUGGAUUAAAAUCCAUUAAAACAUAAUGAAUAUUUGAUUAGAUUUAGUGUUGCAUUUACAUAAAUGCAUUUAUUUUGUUCAAUUUUAGUUUAAAUGGACUAUUUACUGUUGGUAAUUGUUAAAAUUACUUAAAAUUGUUAAUUUAAAUGGAUAAGAAAUAAGCGAAAAGAAUUUUACAUUUUCAAAUGAAGAUAUUUAAAAAAUGCGAUACGUUUCCGAUUGUGGGAGGUCUCAAGAAUAUAAAUAUAUUUUUUAUUAUACACUUCACCACCAUUAGUGGUGAUAGAGGGUGUAUAUAAGUUUGUCAUUCCGUUUAUAACAUUAAGAAAUAUUCAUCUGAGACCCAACUAUGUGUAUAUAUUCUUAGUUCUACGGAAUUCUGAGUCGAUUUAGCUAAGUCCGUCCGUCUGUCUGUCUAUAUGUCUGUAAAAAAAACACACAUUAAAAAAAGCAAUAGAAAUUAAUGAAAUUCUUCCAAAAUAUUCAUCACUUUCCUAGGCAGUUUGGUACUGAAAAUCAGAACAAUGGUUCUACUGUGUAAAGGGUUAUGAAUCAGAAUUGGAAAAAAUAAUGCAUUUUCGCUCCUUCUUUUGUAAUAAAAAAACAAGGAUGAACUAUGAUGAAAAUCAGAAAAAUCGAUCCAUUAAUUUCUAUAGCUCGAAUAGAUAAUUAAUACGAAUAAAAUCAAUUUUUUUUUUUAAAGAAACCAACAUCAACAAAAAGUAACCACGACAGAUUUUGGGCAUUUUUAGAUCCAAGGACUCAAUAAUACGAUGGGUUACAAACAGAAUAACAAAAUUUAUAUAACCAACAUUUUUUGGUGAUGUUCCGCAAUGUCUUUGCCAUUCCUUUUGUUAGAUUCGAUGGCUAUUUAUAAAUACGCUUCAAUAUGUCUGACCGUAUGAAAUUCUCCAUAAAUAUUAUCUAUUUCAUAAAAGUAUAACCCUUAAAAUAAGUAAUUUUCAGAAAAAAACAAAAUUAAAUUAAAAUUCACAUCUACACAGGAAAAAAUAAAAUAACCAGUUUUGGUUAAAAAUAAACAAAGUGGCAACACUAGUCACUAUUUCGAAAUAUAGAUCCCCUGCAGGAAAUGUCAAUAGUGAAACUGUACUGACUUACUAUUGACACAGUCACCAGUACUAG
Lucilia sericata (common green bottle fly) is the source of this 4661-nucleotide messenger RNA. Its product is annotated as cGMP-specific 3',5'-cyclic phosphodiesterase. The record is from RefSeq and is a predicted model, not a curated record. NCBI's taxonomy places the organism in Eukaryota, Metazoa, Arthropoda, Insecta, Diptera, Calliphoridae. The coding region runs from base 2280 to 3353 and encodes 357 amino acids. The transcript is spliced from 6 exons.